Molecule: messenger RNA, 12452 nt
Organism: Podarcis lilfordi (Lilford's wall lizard)
Lineage: Eukaryota; Metazoa; Chordata; Lepidosauria; Squamata; Lacertidae
Source: the annotation of a GenBank genome assembly
CUUCCUUUCUCUGGGCUGCUGCAGGAACUGGUGAGUACCCCCAGAGCAGCCGAUGCCGACUGUAAGCUCUUUGGGGCAGAGACUCCGGCUGUGUACACAGCAUACAUUUAAAGCCUGUUCCUCCUCCCCGCCUUGCAAAGAAUCCUGGGAAUUGUCAUCUACCCCUUAACAAAGCGACAAUUCCCAGCACCCUUAACAAACCACAGUUCCCAGGCUUAUUGGAGGUGUGGAGAAACAUGCUUUGAAUGUAUGGUGUGUAUGCAGGGCUGGGUGAGACAGAACUGCUUGUAGGAAGAUCAGAAGCUGCCUUAUGUUGAGUCCAUUUGUCUCAGAAGUGUCCAUACUGCCUGGCAGUGGCUCUCCAGGAUCUCAGACAGGGGUCUCCCCCUGCCUUACCUGGAUAUGCUGGGGAUUGGAUGUGAGACCUUCUACAUGCAAGGCAGAUGCUCUGUGACUGAACUAAGGGCCUUGCUCCCCUGGAAAGCCACUGCCAGUCAUAGUGAAAAGGAAUAGCAGGUCAGGUAUGGUCACCUCUACAAAGGAUAAUGCGGACCUGGGAAAAUGGCAACUAAAAGGGCAAAAACGCUGAGCAUCUUUCCCCACGAUCAUUUUUAGUUAGUUUUUUUUGGGGGGGUGCAAGUUAAGGGAGGAUACGACUGAGAGGUGUAUACGAUUAUGCAUGGUGGGCAGAAGUUGUAGAGGGAGAUGUUUUUCUCUUAAGACUCUUAAGACACACUUACAACUCGUGGUCAUCCCAAAAUUGCCACACCAUGACUCUGAAUGUUGGCAGAUUUUUCAGCAGGCAAAAGGAAGGACUUAUUCACACGCUGCGCAGUUCAGCUUUGGAAUUUGCCCCCCCACCCAAGGGACAGUGAUGGCCACCAUCUUGGCUGGCUUUAAAAGGGGAUUGGCCAAUUACUGGAGAAGGAUGUCAAUGGUCUCUGAAUACCAACUUCUGGGGAUUGCAAGCAGGGAGAGAGAGCUUGGGUCCUCUUUGCGAGUUUCCCAAAGGUAUCUGCUUUGGCUGCGAGAACAGAAUGCUGGACUUUGUGGGUCUUUGGCCUGAUCCAGCAUCCAGGCUCUUCUGUUCUUCGCAUUCAAUGCAUGGCAUCUCCCGUUGAAAGGAUCCCAGCGGAAAACCUCUGCCUAUGGCCGUGGUGAGCUGCCAGCAGCAGGAAUAGGCAGCAUUGCUCUAGUCUAGAAUUUGGAACCAACUUUCUCCCGCCGCCACCACUGAUUGCAGCUACAGCUGUCUGGCGUGUACGCUUAAAAUGUUUGCAUUCUGCCAAGCGGAAAGCUGAGGAAGCUUUCUAUCUGGAAAUGCAAUCUGCUUGCAUCCCGGACUGGAAAGUAUCCAGAUCGAUUCUAACUUUUCUGGGUUUUACCGUUGUAGGGGAAACUCUAUGAGCUGUCUCCAAUGUUAGUCCUACUCAGAGUAGACCCAUUGAAAUUCAUCAGAAUGGCUAAGGGCUUAUCUGCACUUCCUCUUGUCCUGCUGCUCCUCCCUGCCCCCCCCCCAAGCUGCAAUUCAGAUUCCCCCCAGAUUGCUAUUUUGCCGGAUCUAUCACUAAAGAGCAGCUUUUUCCUUUGGAAAGGAGUGGGGCCGAGGGUGACCCGUGCUUUCUAGGCAGGACACCAGCAGAAGUGUGGAUGAGCUCGAACUUAGGUCCAUUGAUUUUAAUAGGUCUACUCAAAGUAGAAUUUAGUUGGUUCACACCCUAUGAGUUUAUUCUACAAGAGGGAGGAAAACCAGGGCAAACAACCCCUUCCCCCUUCCUGAAUCCUAAAGUUCAUGCAGGAGAAAAGGAAUCAGAUGGAAUCUUGAGGGUUUUCCAACCAGUGAUGUAUUCGCUAAUUUGCUAGACCUUGCAAUUUUAAAAAAUAUUUGAAUUACGUGUUCUCAUCGACCGUGUUUCAUGUGCGUGUUUAAUGGCCCGCCAUUAGGUCUCAAGUUUGGGCCUUGAGACUUGCCCCACAUAGAUAUGGCACAGAAGGACUGCUGUCAGGGGGAGAAAUGAGAUGAGGGCAGUGUGGGUCACUUCCAGAAUGUAACCCUUGCCACCCAUAUCUCAUCCCUUAGUGAGCAAGCACUAUGUGUGAUGACGAGGAGACAACUGCCUUGGUGUGUGACAACGGCUCCGGUUUGGUGAAGGCCGGCUUUGCCGGGGACGAUGCUCCCCGCGCUGUCUUCCCCUCCAUCGUUGGGCGCCCAAGACACCAGGUAAGGAAGCGGUAGCUGCAAGGCUCUGUUUGGUCCCCACUUGCACUAUUCAUUUAAAGCAGAGCCCUACCACUUUAAAAAGUCACAACUUCCCCGCAAUAAUCCCCGGGGAGUUCAGUUUGUGAAGGGUGCUGAGAAUUGUUAGGAGAGACCCUCUUCCCCCUUGCAGAACUACAAUUCCCAGAGUUCCCUGUGAGGAGGGAUUGGCUGUUAAACCGCUCUGGGGAUGGUAGCUUAUUGUGGCAUUCAUGGUGAUUUGUGCUUACGGUGUUAUCAGGGCAGUUAUACAAACGAUCUUGCUUUCAAUCUCAUUUGUGCCUGCCAAAGUUUUGGGGAAGCCACGUUGCUUCAUUUCCAAUCAAUACACAUCCCAUAACUUCCCCCUGCGAUCUUGUAUCUUUUUGUAUCACAAAAUGUACUGCGGGGAAUUGUUGUUUUCCUCUUUCCUUUUGUUGUGCCUCUCCAUACAGCAAUAGCGCGUUAUCGUAGGCCAGGAUGGUUUAACAACCAAUCCUCCUUUUCCAUGUAGCUCUGGGAAUUGUAGCUCUGGGAGGAGAGUAGAUGGUCUCCUAAGAACUCUAGAACUCCCAGGUUUCUUUGGGGCUCGAAGCCGUGACCGUUGAAAGUGAUGUGGGCAGGAGUGAAGUUUCUGGAGAGAGAAAGAAGAAGUGCUGUUUCACACGCCACAGAGGAGGCAGCGAUAGCCCCCAAUUUAGCUGGCUUUGAAAGGGGACUAGGCAAAUUCAUGGAGGAUAACACAAGCGACGGCUCCUAACCACAAUGGCUAUGUUCUCCCUCCACAGUUAGGGGUCUCCUUAGCACCCUUAAGAACAUGGGUAGGCAAACUAAAGCCCAUGGGCCGGAUCCGGCCCAAUCACCUUCUCAAUCCGGCCUGCGGACGGUCCAGGAAUCAGCGUCUUUUUACAUGAGUAGAAUGUGUGCUUUUAUUUAAAAUGCAUCUCUGGGUUAUUUGUGGGGCAUAGGAAUGUGUUCAUUUUUUCCCCUUCAAAAUAUAGUCUGGCCCCCCACAAAGUCUGAGGGACAGUGGACUGGCCCCCUGCUGAAAAAGUUUGCUGACCCCGGCUUAAGAAGCUGCAGCUCCCAAGGUUCUUUGGAGGAAGCCAUGACUCUUAACGUGGUAUCUUAGCGCCUUAAAUAUAUGUGUGAAUGUGGCCCUGGAGGAAACAUUGCAGACCAACUAAUAAAAGCCGAAUUAUGUGUGGGUGGUUGAGUAGGAAAAAACACCGCCGCCAGUUUUAGAAAGCUUCAGAAUGCACCUGCAAACCCGCCCACCCCACUCCGGUCUGGAAGGGGCCACCCUGAGGAGAGAGCAAGGAUGCGUGUGGCCUUCCCUUUGGAGUCCUCCACCACCAGCCAUGUAUAUGACCUUACAGGCGGCCUGUCGGAGAUCACCCCCAGAACAGCAGGGGUCUCCCUGACAAAUUCCAACCCAGGCAAUUAAGAGAUCAUUUGCCUCUUGGCUUUCCAAUGGGAUCCUGUUUCCUCCUGGGGUGAAGUUAUGCUCUUAAACAGCUGCUAGGCCAAAGCUUAGAAGGCAAAGAGCAUUUGGGAGCCAGGGCAUAAGGGUCAAUGGCAAGGGGAGAAAGAGAGCCUGUCAUGCCAUCCAACAUUUCUCCAAUGAAAAUAGGGAUGUCCUAUUCAACAACAACAACAACUUUAUUAUUUAUACCCCUCCCGUCUGACAGGGUUGCCCCAGCCACUCUGGUGGCAUCCAAUAUAUAUAAAAAACAAAAUAAAACAUUAAACAUUUAAAAAAAAACUUUCCCUAUACAGGGCUGCCUUCAGAUGUCUUCUAAAGGUUGUAUAGUUACUUAUUUCCUUGGGUCGGGGGUCGCAUAACUCCAUCCCCUCCAACAUUUAUCCAAUGAAAAUAGGGACGUCCUAAGGAAAAGCUGGACAUUCCGGGAUCAAAUCAGAAACCAGGACAGCUUCUGUAAAUCCAAGACUGUCCCUGGAAAAUAGGGACACUUGGAGAGUUUGGUCUCCCUCCCUCCCUCCCUCCCUCUCUCUCUCUCUCUCUCUCUCUCUCUCUCACACACACACACACACACACACAGAGAGAGAGAGAGAGAGAGAGAGAGGAUGCUUCAAGUUUCAGACACUAUGUUUAUUGAGCCUACAUCCUGAUUUGCUUUGUACAAAGUUCCGUGGGGAGAUGUAUUUUGGUAGAAAGCUGCGGUAUAAAUUCCAACAAUAAUAAUAACUAACAAUAAUAAUUUCAAUAUUUUAGUUAUCAUCGAGUAACAAGGAGUUACUCAGCUGAAUAUGAGUGUAAGAAAAAGGACAGUUAUUUAACUUUUACUGUCAUCCUAAUCUUAGCUGUAUAAUUAAUAGCUAUUGCAGUAGGAACAUAGAGACAAAAUAAGUUGCCUUCUACAGAGCCAGACAGUUGGCCUAUAUAAACAGUUGUCUACACUGGCUGGUAGCAACUUUCCAGAGUUUUAGGCACGCAGUCUCUCCCAGCCCUGCCUGGAGAUGCCACAGGGGAGUGAACCUGGGACCUUCUGCAUGCCAAGCAGGUGUUCUGCCACUGAGCUACAGCCCUUAUUAUUGCCCUAGAAGGGACAAGGCACCCAAAUGACUUGGUUGGCCUUGAAUGCUCUGUACCCUUUUGGGCAGGAGGAAGCACCAUUCCCUGCUCCCUUUAAGGGGAUGAUUGGGAGAACAGAAUCCAGAUUGGAGGGCAGUGUUUCUACCCCCCCCCCGAAACCCCCCCCUGUGUUUAUUUUGCUUGAAAUUAAGCACCAGAAAGCCUAGGGAGGAUUAGCUGUGGUGACCAGCACCCACUGGGGCUGGAAGGCAGGGAGCCCAACAGUGGCUGGAGCCAGAGCCAAUAAUAAUAAUGAUGAUGAUAAUAAUAAUAAUAAUAAUAAUUUAUUAUUUAUACCCCGCCCAUCUGGCUGAGUUUCCCCAGCCACUCUGGGCGGCUGAGCCAAUGGCAGAUGGAGCCAAUUAAUUCUGGUUUUGCCCCCAUCCUUCUCCCCACUGCUGCAUUCUACAAGGGCCACACAGGGCCACACAGAGACUAAGGAGGCAGAGCCACCCCCUGGACAGGACAGGUGAGGGCUGGACCGAAGGCAGGCUGGUUUGGCAACAGUCUAGCUCUCCCUAAAGGACCACCCUCUCUUGAGUCCCUGCUCUCGCUUGCUUCCAGGGCGUCAUGGUGGGCAUGGGUCAGAAAGACUCCUACGUGGGAGACGAGGCCCAGAGCAAGCGAGGCAUCCUGACCCUGAAAUACCCCAUCGAGCACGGCAUCAUCACCAACUGGGACGACAUGGAGAAGAUAUGGCACCACACUUUCUACAACGAGCUGCGCGUGGCCCCCGAGGAGCACCCCACCCUGCUCACCGAGGCCCCCCUCAACCCCAAAGCCAACCGGGAGAAGAUGACCCAGAUUAUGUUUGAAACCUUCAACGUGCCUGCCAUGUAUGUGGCCAUUCAGGCAGUGCUCUCUCUCUAUGCUUCUGGCCGUACCACUGGUAAGUGUGUAUGUGUGUGCGUCUGUGCGUGCUGUGGGGGGCCGAAAUCAGCAAAAUUGUUGGUUGACCCCCCCCCCCUUGGGACCAAGAGGCAGGGGUAAACAUGUUUUCGAUGGAUUAAUGAAUGGCAUGAACAUGCCAGCUGCUUCCAGACCAGCUGUUUAUUAAGCACUGGGUAGCUUAAUAAGUGGGUAGGUUAGAGGAUGGGUAGGCAAACUAAGGCCCAGGGGCCAGAUCUGGCCCAAUCACCUUCUAAAUCUGGCCCGCGGAUGGUCCAGGAAUCAGUGUGUUUUUACAUGAGUAGAAUGUGUCCUUUUAUUUAAAAUGCAUCUCUGGGUUAUUUGUGGGGCAAAGGAAUUCGUUCAUUUUUCUUCUUCAAAAUAUAGUCCAGCCCCCCACAAGGUCUGAGGGACAGUGGACCAGCCCCCUGCUGAAAAAGUUUGCUGACCCCUGGGUUAAGAGUAUGGUGCUGAUAAUGCCAAGGUUGCAGCUUCCGUAUGGGACAGCUGCAUAUUCCUGUAUUGGAGAGGGCUGGAUGAGAUGACGCUCUGUGUCCCUUCCAACUCUAUGAUUAAUGCAUCCUGACUUGUUUGCAGGGAGAUUGUGGGCUGUUUAAUGAGCAAUUUACAUUUGUUGCUCCUCUUGCUUUCUCCUCACAUUCAUUCCUUGCUCCGGCUACUUUUGCCUCUGGCCCCAAGACCUCCAGAAAGGAACGAGGUCCUCAGACUAAAAAUGGUUCCCCACCUCUAUGCUAGGGCAGGGGUCGCCAAACUUUUAGGACCAGCGGGUACAUUUCAUUUGUGCCAGUCACAAAACAGUAGCUACUAUGCGGGGGUGGAGGUGGGGCAUAACACAAAAUGGCUGCCAUGGAGAGUGUGCCAUAACACAAAAUUAGAGAGACCGCCACCCCUGGCACCCAUGAGAAGCCAGCUAUGUCCUGCUGGUCCCGAUUCUGGAGAUCACGCAGUAUUGAUUUUACCCACAAUCACAUGCACAAUGCUGCUGUUUCUGUCUAACAGGAACAUAGAGCAUUCCUCAGUACCAGGGAAAAUAUACAAGGUGACCCCACCACUCUUGUUUCUCAUAAAUUGCUUAGAAGGCACAUUUGACCCCUUGCUUUCUAGGAGGGCAAGAAAGCUCAGAGGCUGGAGCACCAUGGUACUUGUGUGGGUGCUGGGUUGGCAACCCCUGCUCUAAAGUAUUGUGGCAAAUGUUAACUGGCAGCUAUCUGGCAUGCAUUCACCACAUAAGGCCAGCCAGGCUAAAAGCCCCCAGCCAAGAGGCUGUCUUGUGGGAUACCUAGCAGCUUCCUCUCUCUCCAGCUCCCUACCAACUCAGGUCUCCUCUUCUGUAGGAAUUGUACUGGAUUCUGGAGAUGGCGUUACCCACAACGUCCCCAUCUAUGAGGGCUACGCCUUGCCCCAUGCCAUACAGCGCUUGGAUCUGGCUGGCCGCGACCUCACCGACUACCUGAUGAAGAUCCUAACCGAGCGUGGCUAUUCCUUUGUCACCACUGGUAAGAGAACUGCUACGUGGUACCGCUUUAAUUCUGCAGCCAGUGUCUGCUUGAGUCUACUCCCUACACCGGCCAAGAGCAUUGUUCAUGCCAUUUGAAAACAAAUGCCUUAACUCUGACCCCAUGUGUGCUAUACACAUACUGUAGAGCAGUAUCAUACCGCUUUGAACAAUCAGGGUUUCACCCAAAGAAUCCUGGGAGGUGUAGUUUGUUAAGGAUGCUGAGAGUUGUUAGGAGACCCCUAUCGCCCUCACAGAGCUACAGUUCCCAGAGUGGUUUAAACAGUCAAUCCCUCCUCCCAGGGAACCCUGGGAAUUGGAGCUCUCUGAGAGGAACAAGAAUAUAAUGAAUUGAAAAAGAUGUUUAAAAUAAUGUUUGUAAAAAAAACCACCCAGAACUUCUCCUUUUUUGGGAACUAUAGAGACAGAACUACCCAAACUGUAUAGAAAUUUAUUCAUGUAUGCGACUACGGUAGCAAGAAUGUUACUUGCCCAAAAAUGGAAAGAAGAAUUCAUCCCAGCAAAUGAAGAACGGAUACAAAAACUUACGGAAUAUGCAGAAAUGGCAAAACUUACCAGGAAAACAAAACAAAACAGGUUAACAAAUUUUUUAUAAAAGAAUGGAAAUGGUUUCUACAAACAAACAAACAAACAAACAAACAAACAAACAAACUGUAAACAGAUAAGAACAUUGGCUGGAUUAUUGUAAUAACUUGCAGUUUUAUAAGAGUACAUCUUUAAAGUACAUGAAUAAAUGAGCAAAUUAAGUUAAUUUGGAUAUGCCGAAAAUAUUAAAAAUAAAUUUAAGGAACCACAGGAAGAGGGGGGAAGGAAGUCAAGCUUUGAAAUUUUUUUUUUUUAAAUGAUAUUUAUUCCAAAUUUAAAAUUACAAAAAAAAAACCAAAACCGGAAAACAAAACAGUACAAGAUACAAUGAAAAAUUUGACCAUAACCAUAACAGAGCAUAGAAUAAAAAGAAAAAAAGAGAGAAAAAAAGAACAAUGAAGUACAAUAAAAAAAAACAGAACAAGAAAUAUACAAAAACAUUGCAUUAAAAUAAAACAAAAACAAAUUAAACCUUUACAUAACUUUUUCCCUUUACUUAUUUCCUUGACCUCCUCUCACCUCCCAGUUUUGUAUUCUAGUUCAGAUCGUUCUUUUUCAGCACAUCCUUCCGAUCUUAUUUUCAUUUGCGUAAUUUAAUUUAAAGUAUUAUAAUUAAACAUCCUCUAUUUCAUCAAUUUCAUCAAGCUUUGAAAUGUUAAAAUGAUUGUAAAAUUAUUGAAAUGUUUAAAACUGAAAAUCAUAAAAAAGAAAUCUCCUGGCGCUUCUCAGCACCCAUAACAAACUGCAGCUCCUAGGGUUCUUUGUGGUGGGGCCACAACUGUUCAAAGCGGUAUGAUAGUGCUUUAAAUCUUGAGUGCAGAUGGAGCCUACAGCUGAGCGACAGAACCAGUUCUUCCAAGCUGUGGGCUUCCUCUAACGGACCAAAUCCUUCCUGCCUCCCCGCAGCUGAACGGGAGAUUGUGCGUGACAUCAAGGAGAAGCUGGGCUACGUGGCUUUGGACUUUGAGAACGAGAUGGCCACCGCUGCUUCCUCCUCCUCCCUGGAGAAGAGCUACGAGCUGCCUGAUGGGCAAGUCAUCACCAUUGGCAACGAGCGUUUCCGGUGCCCAGAGACCCUCUUCCAACCCUCAUUUAUUGGUGAGAAACAGCGGGAGCACAGGAGACCUCUCUUGCGGAGACUGCUGCACCACAGCUUCUAUUAUGCCAGACCAUGGGCUCUGGUGGCUGUGGCUGAAGGGCGUUGGGGGUCUAACAGCAUUUGGAGGGCCCACAGACUGACCCAACCAUGGGGCUUAUAGGUGGGGCAGGGUAAUCUGCAACUGGUGGGCUUGUUCUGGAAGAGUGAGGGGUUUGGAGUACCUGAGAAGUCAGUUGCGGCCAUAGGUGAGGGAUGGCGAGCUUCUGCAAAUGUCAUCAAAGCAGAGGCUUGCUGGCUGGGGCGGCAAUUGAGAGAUGUGUGAGGGGUUAAGGCAUGUCAGUGGCAAAAAGGUCAGUCUUCUCCUUUGAGACCGCUCAGAAAUGUCACACUGGUUUUACUGAUGGCGAAAACGUUUACUGACACACGCCAGGAAGUGCAGGGAGCCCAGGGUGGGCGUCUCGAUGAGACCAGCCUUGACCAGAGAAAGGGGUAUCAGGUAGACACAUUCCACUUACGGAUUAGGGCUGAGGCUUUGGCAGCGGGUGGAGAGGAACAGCUGAUCGCGCCAGCACAGGGCUCUUCGAUGCUCUUUUUUCUACCCCAAAAAUAGGCAGGGAAGCGGCAAAAUUCCAGGAUAGUAUCCUCCUUCUCCUAAAUGGAGGGGGAAGCAUGACCUCCUGCUAAGCAGCUGCUGUAACUUGAGGCCAUCACAAAAUCCUUUGACUUUUGCCCUUGGCGAAGGAUUCUUCUAUGUGGGUCUCCUCGCUUUAAAAGAGCUCCCAGUCCUUCUUUCUUCAAACUCCUUCUGGCCUUGCAGCACCAGGUGCAGAAGAGAUUGCAGGAUGUACCCGGGACUAGCAUGACAAAGCAGCAGUAUGGGCUGUUUCACCUUAUUAAAAUCAAAUCUGGAAGAUACUGUGUUCUGUCUCUAGCCCUAAUGGGAGCUCACAAGGCCCGGAGGAGCCGGGGGAAAAUAAAUAAAACUUGCUUAAAAUUAGGCAACUUAGCAAUUGCCCUAAUAAAGGCACUUCCUGGGAGGUCUUUGAGUGUUGUUGUUUUUAGUAGCCUCUUGGCAAUUGCUUUUUCCUGUUUGUUUUCUACUAGGCUAGCUCUCUCUGCUUCUCAUCUGCUGACAGCCUCCACGGUUUCUGUUCUGGCUGUGGAGGCCAGGCUGAUCCAUCCCUCCUCCACUAGCCUGUUCGCUUGCACAGAAUUACUUGUCGCCUGUGGUGACCAAGCAUGGUAGUUAAAUGCAAGGUUGAGCAAAAUUGGCUCUCAGAAUGAAUACAACCACACCUGUCACGUGCAGAAUUAUCAUUAAUUGCCAGCCCUUCACCCUGAGGUCCCAGGGCAGUUUACAGCAAUUUAAAGCACAACAUUGUUUUGUUGUUUAGUCGUGUCCGACUCUUCAUGACCCCAUGGACCAGAGCACGCCAGGCACGCCUGUCUUCCACUGCCUCCCGCAGUUUGGUCAAACUCAUGCUGGUGGCUUCGAGAACACUAUUCAACCAUCUGUCAUCCCCUUUUCCUUGUGCCCCCCAUCUUUCCCAACAUCAGGUUCUUUUCCAGGGAGUCUUCUCUUCUCAUGAGGUGGCCAAAGUAUUGGAACCUCAGCUUCAGGAUCUGUCCUUCCAGGGAGCACUCAGGGCUGAUUUCCUUCAGAAUGGAGAGGUUUGAUCUUCUUGCAGUCCAUGGGACUCUCAAGAGUCUCCUCCAGCACCAUAAUUCAAAAGCAUCAAUUCUUCGGCGAUCAGCCUUCUUUAUGGUCCAGCUCUCACUUCCAUACAUCACUACUGAUGUAUGGGCACAUACAGGGCACCCAAGAUGGACAGGUCAUAGUGGAGAGUUUUGACCAAACGUGAUCCACCUGGAGCAGGAACUGGCAAGCCACUCCAGUAUCCCUGCCAAGAAAACUCCAUGGACAAAGACAAAAACGCAACAUUAAAAACAGUUUAAGGCAACUUGGUAUCACAAAAAACAAGGUGAUUCCUGAAAAUACAGACCUCAGGUGUCAAAGGUCAGGGUAAAGAUGUACCUCUGUUUAAGGAUACAUCCUUUUGUGCCAAAUAUAGUCAAUUAGCAUUAAAUUAGCCAUAUACCCUGCUCCCCAGAUUUUGCAAUCUUGCUCUUUUUAUUUAUUUAACCCAGGCAUGGAGUCUGCAGGCAUCCACGAAACCACCUACAACUCCAUCAUGAAGUGUGACAUCGACAUCCGUAAGGACCUGUAUGCCAACAACGUGCUCUCUGGCGGCACCACCAUGUACCCUGGCAUCGCUGACCGUAUGCAGAAGGAAAUCACCGCCUUGGCACCUAGCACCAUGAAGAUCAAGGUGAGACUGGCAAAUAGACAGCAGAAUUAUUAACACUUGGCAUUCCAUUCCAACAGAUAGGUAAGAGGAAAGCUGUGAUAGAUUCAGAAGUUACUGGGGUGUUUGUGUGUGUGUGAGGGCAACCAAGAUGAUCAAGGGUCUGGAAACUAAGCCUUAUGAGGAGCACUUGAAGGAGCUGGGUAUGUUUAGCCUGGAAAAGAGGAGACCGAGAGGAGAUAUGAUAGCUAUCUUCAAAUAUCUUAAGGGCUGUCACAAGGAAGAGGGAACAUGCUUGUUUUCCCCCUGUAUUUAGAAACCUCCAAGGAAGGAGAGUCCACCACCUCUCGUAGGAGUCUGUUCCACUGCUGAGCAGCUCUUACUGUCAGAAAGUUUUUCCAAAUGCUUAGUCGGAAUCUCCUUUCUUGCAACUUGAAGCUAUUGGUUCGAGUCUACCCUCCUCUGCACACCUUCCAGCUUGUCAACAUCCUUCUUAAAUUGUAGUGCCCAGAUGAUCCCCUUGUUGGUUCUCCCACCUUUUGGGAAAUUGUCAGCGAUGCAAUUGAGGAAUUUGUCAGACCUUACACUCUUGGCAGAGUUUGAGUCCCAACAGAUAUCGGGGAAGUUGGAAUCCCCCGAUUACUAUUUCUCUCCUUUUUGAAUGUUUGGUAAUCUGCUCUAGUAAGGCAUCAUCCACCCCUGGUUAACUUUCUCACUUGCUCCCUUUAGAUCAUUGCUCCUCCGGAGCGGAAGUACUCUGUGUGGAUCGGUGGCUCCAUUUUGGCUUCCCUCUCCACCUUCCAGCAGAUGUGGAUCAGCAAGCAAGAGUAUGAUGAAGCCGGGCCAUCCAUUGUCCACAGGAAGUGCUUCUAAAACGUCUCUUCAUUACCCUCACUGGCUUCUCCAUUUCAGAUUCCAGCUGCUGUCCCUUCCUCCCAGAUUUCAUGGUGGUGCUUAUGCCAUUGGCUCACACUGCAAGAGCCAUUCCUCCUCUUGACUGCCCACCUAACCCCAGCGCUGAGAGGUCUACUCAUGAGUAUAAUGGAAAAAAAUAUUUGCAGAAGGCUCUUCUGCUCCUCAGGGUCUUAUUUCCAUGGAAUCAUCCCUUCUGCACCACCACAUAUGGUGCUAGUGCCUCAAGUUUGAGUAUUUGUCAUUACUCCCUCUUUUCUCUCUCCUUCCUGAAACCUUAAAGAAUAAAGCAG